AUGGAUGAUUACAAGUUAGGUGAAGAUGAUACUGAAGAUGAGAUAGAAGUCACUGCCAAAUGGGGUAUCAAAGGCUAUGGGAGUGAAUUCUAUCAGAUUACUUCAUUAAUUGAUGAAUUUUUGUCUUCAGAUCCGAAUCAAAUUGAAGCAAUUUCUUCCUUAUUGAAGACAUUAAUUGAAGAAAUAAAUUCAAAACCUAAAGAAGCAACCAAAUCAUUAGAUAAUGUUCGCAAUUUAUUCUUUGAAAUACAAAUGUAUUUUCAAAAUUUCUACAAUGAACAGUACAUCGGAAUUAUUACUCAAUUACUCCUACUAAUGGAUACCAUUCUUACGAAAAAUGCAGAUUUUUCCAAAUUUAUAAUCGAUGUUUCCGAUGAUGAUCCCGAUCAAUUACUUGAUUCAUUUAUGAAGAUCCUAGAAGAUAGGACUGAUUAUGAAAAUUCACUUUACAUCUUAAGAGUCGGAAUUAUUUUUUCAAUUAUCGAAAAUUCCUCAAAAAACAAUGCAUUUAUUCUAUCAAUCAACCAAGAUUUUAUUGACUGCUUAAAUACAACAUAUUACGUUUUUGAUGCCAAUGCUUUGAGCAGCGAUCAUCUAAUUUCAAUAAAUUUUGUUCGCAUUUUAUACAAAUAUUUUAAAUCAAAGACAUACCUCGACAGAAAAACAGCCGAAUACAUCCUAGAACUCUUUAAUUUUCUUGCUUCAAAUAUAUUUUUUGAAGAUGAAAUUAUCAUUUCAAAUUGUUUAAGUGCACUCAACGAAAUGAUAACAAACCAUGAAGAUUUGAUACACAUGUUCAAUUCCUUUUCGAUUUACCAGACAGUUCCUGAUAUUCCAUGCAAUCCUGACUGUGAAAAAAUAAAAUUUGAUAUUUUCUCAAAUUCUUUACAUAUAUACGACGAAGAGACAAACAAAAAAGAGACAAAGAAAAUCAUUGCAGAUAUUUCUGCUUCUGUUCCAAUGGACUACAUAAUCUCUAGAUUAACAGAAGUGGAACAUCAUGAGCUUCUUUUUUCGGGUUUGACAUUGAUUUACAGCAAAUUACAUUUUGAUAAAUCAAUUGUUAAUUUGGACGUAUCGAGUUUGUGUAAUUUGAUGAAAAUAACAUGGGAACAUAUAGAUUUAGAUACAAAGGACCUCAUUACCGAUGUAGUUAUCUUGAUAUCGAAGUUCUCUGAUAAAGAAAAUUAUAAUAAUAUUAUUAACAGUGGAAUUAUCACUGAAGUUGUAGAUUUCGCACAAAACCAGCAUGAUAAAUGCAAGUCAUGCAUGCAAAUAAUGAUUAAUGCUGUAAAUUUGAAUCCGGAAUUUGCAAAACUUGAAAUGAUGCAGCAAUGCUUAGAUGAGUUACUAGAAUGCAUCGAAGAAAAUGAUUGGGAAGAUAUUGAAGAUCUUGGCGAUGUUUUGACAAAUAAAUUUAAUGAAAUUAAUUCGAAGGAAGAAUAA
Trichomonas vaginalis G3 is the source of this 1446-nucleotide messenger RNA. Its product is annotated as armadillo (ARM) repeat-containing protein family. The record is from RefSeq and is a predicted model, not a curated record. Bases 1 to 1446 code for a protein of 481 amino acids. The transcript has a single exon. Lineage: Eukaryota; Parabasalia; Trichomonadida; Trichomonadidae.